AUGUGCCCUGGUCUCUCUGCUGAUCUUCAACAGAUAGACGACUCCCGCAAGACCGCCAUCAUCAACAAGGAACUGACACGGCUUAACAUCGACGUUGCCUGUCUCCAGGAGACUCGGCUGGCCGACAGCGGCUCUCUUAGGGAAUCUGACUACACCUUCUUUUGGCGAGGCUUGUCCCAGGACAAGCCGAGGCUGCAUGGAGUAGGUUUUGCUGUGAGGAACUCGCUGCUCGCCACCACAGAAACGCCGAUUGGAGGCAGCGAAAGAAUCCUAGUCCUCCGCAUGAAGACACCUACAGGGUUUGUCAACUUCCUGUCUGUUUACGCCCCGACCCUCACAUCCAGCACAGAAGCCAAAGAUCAGUUUUACGAAGACCUGGAGGAAACAGUGUCCCAAAUACCCCGCUCCGAAAGCGUAUACCUGCUAGGUGACUUCAACGCACGCACUGGUUCCGACUGGCAAGCAUGGCCCGCCUGUCUCGGCCAUUUCGGUGUUGGCAAGUUAAAUGAGAAUGGGCAGAGACUGUUGGAACUCUGCUGCAAUCGUGGCCUCUGCAUCACCAACACCUACUUCAAGUGCAAGGAGCUGCACAAAGUUUCUUGGAGACACCCCCGGUCACGCCACUGGCACCAGCUUGACCUUGUCAUUACCAGGAGAGCUGACCUCAGCAGCGUCCUCCACACGCGAAGCUACCACAGCGCAGACUGUGACACAGAUCACUCCCUUGUUGGCAGCAAGAUCAGGCUGAAGCCUUGUAAGAUCCACCACGCCAAGACAAAGGGUCGCCCCCGCAUCAACACCUGCGCUACUGCCGACCCAGCCAAGGCUCAGAGCUUCGUCGAGACCCUUCAGGAAAAACUUGCCAACCAGCCUACAACCGAUGUCGCGGAUGCCAAAUGGUGUCACCUCCGGGAUGCUAUUUACGACUCGGCCAUGUCUGCGUUCGGAAGAAAAGCACACAAGAAUGCUGACUGGUUCGAGGCGCACUGGAAAGAAAUGCAGCCAGUCACGGAAGCUCCUGGCUUACAAGCAUAA
Molecule: messenger RNA, 1035 nt
Organism: Pocillopora verrucosa
Lineage: Eukaryota; Metazoa; Cnidaria; Anthozoa; Scleractinia; Pocilloporidae
Source: RefSeq, a predicted model, not a curated record